GUCCCGUCUGAUUCCGUCCACUUGCCCGCUGAAGACGGUACGGAUGGCCGCCGUGGUCGCUCUGUGUCGCAGUCCGGUCCUCAGACUCCAAGCCCGACUGAGGAUGACCGCCAGCAUGUCCUCCCAGGCCGGCUAUCUCGUCGACGACCCCAAGUACUCUUUUCUCAAGGAGCUCGGCCUGCAGAAGCAAAACUGCGGUGCCUUCUACGGCAAAUGGAAGGCCACGGGGGAGAACACGACAUCUGUGUGCCCGGCCAACGGGCGGCCCAUCGCCGACGUGCAGCAAGCGAGCGUGUCCGACUACAACGCGUGCGUGGAGGAGGCCCAGAAGGCCUGGUCCGUGUGGGCGGACCUGCCCGCCCCCAGGAGGGGGGAGAUCGUCCGGCAGAUCGGUGACGCUCUCCGCGCCAAGCUCCUCCCCCUGGGCAAGCUCGUUUCCCUCGAGAUGGGUAAGAUACUCCCUGAGGGCGUCGGCGAGGUGCAGGAGUACGUGGACAUCUGCGACUACGCGGUGGGUCUGUCGCGGACCCUGAACGGCUCGGUCAUCCCCUCGGAGCGGCCCGGCCACGUGCUGCUGGAGCAGUGGAACCCGGUGGGCGUCGUGGGCGUCAUCUCGGCCUUCAACUUCCCCAUCGCGGUGUACGGCUGGAACGCGGCCAUCGCGCUGGUCUGCGGCGACGCCGUGGUGUGGAAGGGCGCCCCCAGCACGCCCCUCGUGUCCGUCGCCACGACCAAGGUGGUCGCCGAGGUGCUGGAGCGCAACGGCAUCCCGGGCGGCCUCUGCUCGCUCGCCCAGGGCGGCGCCGACGUCGGCAAGGCCAUGGCCGAGGACGAGCGUGUGCCCGUCGUGUCCUUCACCGGCAGCUGCGCCGUCGGCCAGCAGGUGGGAGUGACGGUCCAGUCGCGGUUCGGCCGCAGCAUCCUAGAGCUGGGCGGCAACAACGCCAUCAUCGUGGCCCCCGACGCGGACCUGGACAUGGUCAUGCAGUCCGUCGUGUUCGCGUGCUGCGGUACGGCCGGCCAGCGCUGCACCACCACCCGCCGGCUCAUCCUGCACAAGUCGGUGUACGACACCGUCUUGGAGCGGCUCAAGAAGUCCUACUCGACGGUGUUGGGCAGACUGGGCGACCCCCUGGACGACACCACUCUGUACGGCCCGCUGCACAACACCCUGGCUGUUGAUAACUACAAGCAGACCCUAGCUGAGGCCGUUAAGGCCGGCGGAAAGAUCGAGUUUGGUGGAAAGGUCGUCAAUCGCGACGGUUUCUUCGUUGAACCAACCAUCGUCACCGGACUGACCUACGACAGCCCCGUCGUGCAGAAGGAGACGUUCGCUCCCAUCGUGUACCUGCUGAAAUGCGACAGCGUGGAACAGGCCAUGCAGUGGAACAACUCCGUCAAGCAGGGCCUGUCGUCCAGCAUCUUCACCAAAGACCUCGGCACCAUCUUCAAAUGGAUCGGCCCCAAGGGUUCGGACUGCGGCAUCAUCAACGUCAACAUCCCCACCAACGGGGCCGAGAUCGGCGGCGCGUUCGGCGGCGAGAAGCACACGGGCGGCGGCAGGGAGUCCGGCUCCGACUCGUGGAAGCAGUACAUGAGGAGGGCGACCAUCACCAUCAACUACAGCAAGGAGCUGCCUCUGGCUCAGGGAAUCAAGUUCGAGUGAGGCGCAUCGCCGCGCCCCCACGUCGCAAGGGGAGGGUAGGUAGGUCCACAUACGCCAAAGAUGACAAAAGGGAAUGACCUUCAGACUGACAAAAAUAAAAUGCCUCUAUUUUUUUAUUAUUAUAAACAAUGUGGUUGUUGACAUCUUUCCCCUCUAUGCUAUCUUAUCAUUUCACUGUCAACAUGAGAAGUGGAAGAGCAGGCAAAUAUUUUUUUUUUCAUUUGCUGUUCGCUCCUAACACCGAGGUCUCUUUCAAAAAUAAUUAAUAACAAAAACAUUGUGAUAGAAUUCUAACAUAACUUGUUUUAAAAAGUUUAAAAAAUUAAUUAAAAUUAUGAUGAAUAUAUACAUAACAAAUGCUUGAAAACACAGAAAAAAUUUUGAAACAAUAAGCCGUUGUUUGAAUCUAGCUAGAUGCCUUACUUAUUGCUUGUCCCCAUUGUCCAGCCAGAUAUCUGAUGUGCAAUCACCACCCGGGUACCUAUGUCACAAGUAGGUGAAAAACUUACUUUAGAAAACAAUGCAGCUGGCUAAUAAUUUAAAAAUCUACGGCCAUGCAGAUUUCAACACUUACCUCAUUUCGUGAGCAAGAACAGGGCCUUCAGGCUCCAAUCCAAAGUCAACCAGAAAGUCUGGGUUUAUUUUCAUACCUCCAUUUUCAACAUCCACAUCCAAUUGCACAAUGAAAGACCCAUUUCUGUAAAUAAUUAGUAAAUUUCACUUAAUUAAUUGAAUUCAAAUUCCAUUGAAUGUACUGAAGCCAUAAAAGUGUGAGAUUUGCCAAAAAAACUUACUUGAUAUGCUCUGGAUAGAACUGUCGGUCAUAAGGGGAGAAAAGUGCACUGCUCACAUACAGUCGCUUCCCAUCUAAACUCAGCUGAAGCAUUUGAGGAGACCCAUGAAGAGGUCGUCCUUUGAUGUGGGUAAAUUCAGGCUGUUCCUGUAAUGUAUUAACAAUUAGUGCAAGGAACAUGAAAUAUUGGUUCUUUUUCCAUUUGAAAACUUACUUUUAGUUCCUUGUCCUCAAUGACUUUUACUGGGCCUCCCUUGUAAAUGCUUCCUCCCAAAAAUACUUGUCCAGUGAGGCGUGGAUUAAAUGGAUCACUGAUAUCAUAUUGCCGUACAUCUCCAUGAAGGAAAUUACUGAAGUACAGGAAUCGGUCAUCAAGGGAAAUUAAUAUAUCAGUUAUCAUGCCUGUUGGAAAAUAUACUUAAGCUGUUACUAUUUUAUUCUCCGCUCCUUCAAAAAUUUUUUUUGACUUUUAAAAUACCUUGCAUCUCACUUCCAGCCCAACCCUCAACUUUUUUGGCAGGGACGUCAAUAGCAUUUUCAGCAAACCAAGUACCAUCUUCUUUACGAGUGAUUCUA
This is a messenger RNA of Frankliniella occidentalis (western flower thrips), 3035 nucleotides long. It is a transcript of the gene Aldh7A1, whose product is annotated as putative aldehyde dehydrogenase family 7 member A1 homolog. The transcript is spliced from 5 exons. Lineage: Eukaryota; Metazoa; Arthropoda; Insecta; Thysanoptera; Thripidae. Gene Ontology annotation, molecular function: aldehyde dehydrogenase (NAD+) activity. Bases 44 to 1666 code for a protein of 540 amino acids. The record is from RefSeq and is a predicted model, not a curated record.